Scleropages formosus (Asian bonytongue) is the source of this 1145-nucleotide messenger RNA. Its product is annotated as regulator of G-protein signaling 9-binding protein. The coding region runs from base 113 to 844 and encodes 243 amino acids. The record is from RefSeq and is a predicted model, not a curated record. The transcript is spliced from 3 exons. NCBI's taxonomy places the organism in Eukaryota, Metazoa, Chordata, Actinopteri, Osteoglossiformes, Osteoglossidae.
CAUCUUUUAGUGUGAGCAGGAAAUAUUCAGUCGGACAGCUGGACGCACCGCAGUAAACAUUGCGAUCCUGAACGCCACGAGACAACGGCGGACCCGCUAAUCUGAGGUGACGAUGAAUCGCUGGCGGAAGUCGGUGGGGGAGAUCCAGGCACGGCGGCGGGCCGUGGCAGAAUGCACCCGUGCGCAGGUGGCUUUCUCCAGGGUGACCGCUUGCUUCCAGCAGCUGGCCACAUGUGUGGGGAGCAGCUCCGACUGCAGCCGGCUGCGCGAGGAGCUGGAGGACACCAGGGCUUUGGCUCACAACCUCUGCAUGGGGCUGCAGAAGAGGCUUACAGCCCUCCUGACCGAAGGUGACCUGGUGCAGGAGGACCGCGAGCGAGUCGAGAGGUUGUGGGUACUCUUCCUGUCCGGGCUGGAGAUCUUCCAGCAGGAUCUGCAUAAGGUUGUCCUCCUUCAAGACUUCUUCCCACUAAAGCAGCCCCGUGACCGACGGAUGCUGGUCAACACUGGGGGCACAAGCGAGGGGUCCAGCUCGGGGCAGGUGGUGGCGCGCGUGGCCGGGGUUCCAAUCCCCUGGCCAAAGGAGGAGGCCGGUCCCUGCCCCGACCUGGGGACGCACAUCAUCCAGCUAGAGACCAUGGCGCAGGAGAUGCUGCGAAAGGUCAACGUGCCCUUCUGGUCUGUGGAAGCCACCCAGGAGGCGUGGGCCGAGGGCUGCGACAAUGAGCAGGACGAUGAAGAGGUCGUGGAGGAGAUGUCCGUGGAGACAGUCACUACGGAGGGCGGAAGGCUGGCUGGCUGCUGUCACUACCCUGGAUGUCGCAUCUUGUGUAUGUUACACUGAGCACUAUACAGUUUCCUCCUUUGCCCAGGAAACUAUAUAUGGCAUUCUCAUUGACACAUUAAUCUUAGAAAUUUAACCUUUAAACAUAGAGGGACCAGCAGGUAUGUUAAUCAUUGCACCAAAAGGACCUGGGUUCAGUUUCCUGCUCCUGGCUAACCUAACUAUAUUUACUAAAAAACCCCAUAUGUACAAAUGGGAAAAUAACUUCAAGUAUCUUAAUACUUCAAUUACUCUAGAAGAAAGGCAGCACUAAGUGAAUAAUCUCAUUUAUUGCUUGUGUACAACUCCCAGUUUUGCUUAC